AUGGUGGUACAAACGAUCGAGGGCAUCGUCACAAAAGCCGGCGUGAUGGCCAAGACGGUCACUGUAACAGUGGAGCGCCGUUUGAUACAUCCCAAAUUGCUCAAGCCUUACAUUCGCCACAAGAAAUAUCUUGUGCACGACGAGAACAACUCGCUUUCCGUAGGAGACAAGAUCGUCGCUUCAGCAUGUAGGCCACUCUCUGCACGCAAGCGUUUCACUCUCUUCGACAAGGUCGGCACUGAAGCGGAAGCAGAGGCACGAAGAGCGAAAGCAGAGAGCUUCAUGUCGGCAGAGGACAAGGAGAAGAUCCGCAUCGAGCAGCUGGUCAAGGACGAGAUUGCUAAACGUGGCGGUGGAAGCGGGUCCAAGCAGGCUUGA
This is a messenger RNA of Mycosarcoma maydis (corn smut), 378 nucleotides long. RefSeq names its product mitochondrial 37S ribosomal protein uS17m. The record is from RefSeq and is a predicted model, not a curated record. The transcript has a single exon. Gene Ontology annotation, molecular function: structural constituent of ribosome. Gene Ontology annotation, cellular component: ribosome; mitochondrion. The coding region runs from base 1 to 378 and encodes 125 amino acids. NCBI's taxonomy places the organism in Eukaryota, Fungi, Basidiomycota, Ustilaginomycetes, Ustilaginales. Gene Ontology annotation, biological process: translation.